AUGGCGGCGGUGGCUCCUUGGGCGCGGCGUGGUGGUGACUGAGCUGCGAACCUGGCGGGCGUGUGCCGAGCCCCGGUCCGGUCUCCGCGUGCCCCACCCCGGGCUUCGCACCCCUGAUGCUGCGCGGGUGCUGAGCCCGCCCCGGCCGGGACGAUGGUGAAGUAUUUCCUGGGCCAGAGCGUGCUCCGGAGUUCCUGGGACCAAGUGUUCGCUGCCUUCUGGCAGCGGUACCCGAAUCCCUAUAGCAAACAUGUCUUGACGGAAGACAUAGUGCACCGGGAGGUGACCCCUGACCAGAAACUCCUGUCCCGGCGUCUCCUGACCAAGACCAACAGGAUGCCCCGCUGGGCCGAGCGACUGUUUCCUGCCAAUGUCGCUCACUCGGUGUACAUCCUGGAGGAUUCUGUUGUGGACCCGCAGAACCAGACCAUGACCACCUUCACCUGGAACAUCAACCACGCCCGGCUGAUGGUGGUGGAGGAACGAUGUGUUUACUGUGUGAACUCUGAUAACAGCGGCUGGACCGAAAUCCGCCGGGAAGCCUGGGUCUCCUCUAGCUUAUUUGGUGUCUCCAGAGCUGUCCAGGAGUUUGGUCUUGCCCGGUUCAAAAGCAAUGUGACCAAGACUAUGAAGGGCUUUGAGUACAUCUUGGCCAAGCUGCAGGGUGAGGCCCCUUCCAAAACCCUCGUUGAGACAGCCAAGGAAGCCAAGGAGAAGGCAAAGGAGACGGCACUGGCAGCUACAGAGAAGGCCAAGGACCUUGCCAGCAAGGCAGCCACCAAGCAGCAGCAGCAGCAGCAGCACUUCGUGUAGCUAGCCCAGGCCCGGUGUGGUAGGACACCUGACCACCCGGCUCAAGUCCCUCUGCCUGUCCCCCUUGUACUUUAUUAUUAAAGUCAACUUCCAGCCCUUUCUGCUGUCUGGGUGGGUUGGGGCUGGGUGUCCUGUUUGGCACUGACAGUGCAGCAGGCACGUUGCCUACGUCUAAGCCAGGCCUGUGGAUGCCCACAUUCGGCACAGGGCGGGGCAGGGGCCUGCCCAGUUCCAGACAGCCUGCAGUACAGGGCUAGGAAGCGCCAGACUGUAAGCUCCAUGAGGGCAGGGACCUUUGUCAUGUUCUCUGAUGUGUCCCAAGUACCUGGAACAGUAUCUAGCACAUAACAGGCACUCAAAUAAAUAGUUCUUGAAUUCAAUGA
This is a messenger RNA of Lutra lutra (Eurasian river otter), 1196 nucleotides long. RefSeq names its product PRELI domain containing 1 (gene PRELID1). The record is from RefSeq and is a predicted model, not a curated record. Gene Ontology annotation, biological process: phospholipid transport. NCBI's taxonomy places the organism in Eukaryota, Metazoa, Chordata, Mammalia, Carnivora, Mustelidae. Bases 154 to 813 code for a protein of 219 amino acids. Gene Ontology annotation, cellular component: mitochondrial intermembrane space. Gene Ontology annotation, molecular function: phosphatidic acid transfer activity. The transcript has 5 exons.